Pyrenophora tritici-repentis Pt-1C-BFP is the source of this 1233-nucleotide messenger RNA. RefSeq lists its product as uncharacterized. The record is from RefSeq and is a predicted model, not a curated record. NCBI's taxonomy places the organism in Eukaryota, Fungi, Ascomycota, Dothideomycetes, Pleosporales, Pleosporaceae.
AUGGCAUAUUACUUUCGUGCCCAAGAUAUUCUCGCGCACAAGCGUGAGAAAUACAGUACCUCCCUUGCACAAGCCAUGACUUUGGCUGCACUAUACACCAACCAAAUCGGAAACCUUCAAAAGAGUUGGUUGCAUAUUAGUUGUGCUUACGGCUUAUACAAGCAGCAUGGCUACUACAGAAGCGUUCCUAACGAUGUCUCGACCGUUCGAAGUCAGAACAACCCCAUCUCAGAGGAAACAAAGAGGGGAUCCUGGAUAUGUCGAGAGCUGGAACGUGGUAUCGACGCUCUUCUCAACAUCGUCUCGUCAGACCUUAUUCCCAUCUCCGGGAGCAAUAUAUUACCAGUAGAGAGCCCGGAAGAAGGUCCUGAGAUGUUUUGCGCAAAUAGGGCAUUGCUCCAGACACUACUAGAGGUGGUGCAAAAGCUUACGCCCACGGGUUUUGCUGAAAAUACGACAAUGGAUGAAGAAGACCUGAUGUACCUUACGAACGUCGCGAACAGUCAACUUGGAUAUUUGAAAAUCUGGAGAUCAGGGCUUCACUCAAGCUUAGCCUGGGAAGACAGAAAGCCCCCGUCAAUCGACCCUCUCAUGGCUUCGUUGCAAGCAGAGUUUUAUGACGGCAUAGCCAAGCUGUUGCGGCCGUACCUGGAAAUUAUACGAAAGUGCGAGCGUUUCGCUGUGACAUUGAACAAGCUAUCUGCAGGUCAGCGAGGGCUUAUCGGAGUCGUCGAGAGUUGGAUACAUGGUGCUCUCUCAAGUAUCAUCGCCUUUGACCGUAUAGGUGCGGUUUCUGACGGUGCGUACGAGGAAUAUCGAAGCACCAACAAAAUUCCAAUAGUGUUAAGUAAUCCUGUGAAGACACUCCAUGCAGAAUUUGAGAAUGUGCUUAUCCUUCACGCUGUUCAUUUCUCUGCGAUCUACCCGUUGUUAUCCGCUCAGACGGAGCUCACAGAGACGAGUCUGAAUGCACUUCGCGUCCGCACGAUCGAUCGGUUAUCCGGGUUUUGGCCAAAGUCUCCGCUCUUGACUCGGGAUCUCAAGAUAUUGGUGCGAAUCAACAUGGGAGGUCUAGAAUUGUUUGGCAUUGAAGCAUCCGACUCUAAGCUGGCUCAGCAUACGGGCUCGAUGGCUUCGUCCAAAUCCGAAGAAUUCGCGUAUGCAGGCCUCUCCCGUGGGACCAACGCGCAUGCCGUCAGCACAAAGCACUUUCGAGCAGGGGGGUUACCCUAA